Messenger RNA from Brassica napus (rape), 620 nucleotides. RefSeq names its product homeobox-leucine zipper protein HDG2-like. The transcript has 2 exons. Bases 13 to 480 code for a protein of 155 amino acids. The record is from RefSeq and is a predicted model, not a curated record. NCBI's taxonomy places the organism in Eukaryota, Viridiplantae, Streptophyta, Magnoliopsida, Brassicales, Brassicaceae.
GCACUGGUUUUAAUGAAUCUUUGUGAAACAUUGCAGUGGGAUAUUCUGUCAAAUGGUGGAGUUGUUCAAGAGAUGGCACAUAUUGCUAAUGGGAGGGAUACAGGAAAAUGUGUUUCUCUCCUUCGUGUAAAUAGUGCAAACUCUAGCCAGAGCAACAUGCUGAUCCUACAAGAGAGUUGCACUGACCCUACAGCUUCCUUUGUUAUAUAUGCUCCAGUGGAUAUUGUAGCGAUGAACAUAGUGCUUAAUGGAGGUGAUCCAGACUAUGUAGCUCUUCUUCCAUCAGGUUUUGCUAUUCUUCCUGAUGGUAAUGCCAUCGGUGGAGGAGAAGGAGGGUCACUGUUGACAGUUGCUUUUCAGAUUCUUGUUGACUCGGUUCCCACGGCUAAGCUGUCUCUUGGAUCUGUUGCAACUGUUAACAAUUUGAUUGCUUGCACGGUUGAGAGGAUCAAAGCUUCUAUGUCUUGUGAGACUGCUUGAAGAAACACAGAGAGGAUGGUUCGGUUUGAAGAGAAUUUUUUUGGUGUUGAAAGGGGAGGAGCAAGAGCGAACCUUACAAGAUAUACCAUUGAGUAAGGUUAUGUGUUGUAGUGUUAAGUAAUUUUUUUGGUCCCGGUUUC